AUGGUCGUUUGCCUAAACUGCGGCAAGCGGCCCGAGUUUCGGUGCGCAGGUUGCGGCGUUGCAAGAUUUUGCUGCCAGGCCUGUCAGCGGGCUUGCUGGAAAGGACACCGCCCACACUGUGGCAGUGCGCCAGACCUGACAGCCAAGGACCUGGUGGAGAAUGUGCCUGAGGCCUUCGCAUCAGCCUGGCCGGAAGAGGAGCAGCUGAGCGACGCGCUGCUUUUGGCGCAGCUGCUGAAAGCGCUUGGUGUUUGCAAGGACGGGCGCAUCCUUGGCCAGCAGCCUUUGCUCGAAACAGAGCUUUGGGAGCACAUCACGAAAUCCCGCCGCGGCCUCGCUGCCCUUCUCUUCGGGCGGAACU
Messenger RNA from Symbiodinium necroappetens, 361 nucleotides. Lineage: Eukaryota; Dinophyceae; Suessiales; Symbiodiniaceae. The record is from the annotation of a GenBank genome assembly.